UGCCAUUCACAGCCUCAACUUAGUUUAACUCUUUACAUCUCUUUUUACUUCAUCACUUGAUAUUGUUCAUAGUGCAUGAGCUCAAACUGAUCCCAUGGAAGCUAUCAAACUACUUUCAUUAUCUUCAUUUAACACCCCAAAAACAAAAACCUUCCACAAACCCCCCAAUAUUUUCCUCCCCACUUCACCAUUCUCAUCAUCCUACAAGACUAACCCUCCAAAACCAUGCAAACUCUUCACCACUUUAUCAGAAACUGCGCAGCCCUAUGAGCCACAGCUGGAGGCUGAGGCUGAAGCCGAAGGAGAAGAAGAGAAGUUUGAGUGGUUUGCAGAAUGGUACCCAGUGAUGCCAGUGUGUGACUUGGACAAGAGAAAGCCACAUGCAAAGAAGGUUUUGGGGCUUGAUGUGGUGGUGUGGUGGGACAGAAAUGAGAAUGCAUGGAGAGUUUUUGAUGACUCGUGUCCUCAUAGAUUGGCUCCUUUGUCUGAGGGAAGAAUUGACCAGUGGGGAAGGCUGCAGUGUGUGUACCAUGGCUGGUGUUUCAAUGGUUCUGGUGAUUGUAAGUUUAUCCCUCAAGCUCCCCCUGAUGGCCCUCCUGUCAACACAUUCAAGAAAGCAUGCGCAGCAGUUUAUCCAAGUACUGUGCACCAUGACAUUGUGUGGUUCUGGCCUAACACUGAUCCUCAGUACAAAGAUAUUAUUAUGACUAAGAAACCACCUUACCUCCCAGAACUUGAUGACCCUUCAUAUACAAAGCUGAUGGGAAAUCGAGAUAUUCCUUACGGGUAUGAGGUCUUAAUUGAAAAUCUUAUGGACCCAUCCCAUGUUCCAUAUGCACAUUAUGGAAUAAUGCAAACUCGGCAACCCAAAGCAGAGAAGAAGGACAGAGAGGGGGGCAGACCAAUUGAGUUGAGUGUUAAGCAAUAUGACAAAAAUGGUUUCAUUGGGAAGCAAGAGUGGGGCAGUAGCAAAUUUAUUGCACCUUGUAUCUUUUAUGCUUAUUCUGAUCUGGAUCAAGGUAAUGGAUCUGCACAACCGGCAGAAGCCAAAAAGCAGUCAGAGCAACGUCGAAUGGCUUUGAUUUUUAUAUGUGUUCCAGUUAGUCCGGGUAAUAGCAGAUUGAUAUGGACUUUCCCAAGAAACUUCGGGGUUUGGAUUGAUAAAAUCGUACCUCGAUGGAUGUUUCAUAUUGGACAAAAUUUGAUUCUGGAUUCAGAUUUAUAUCUUCUCCAUGUUGAGGAGCGUAAGAUAAUGGAUUUCGGCUCUGCCAAUUGGCAGAAAGCAUGUUUUGUGCCUACUAAGGCAGAUGCCUUUGUGGUUGGUUUCAGGAGAUGGUUAAACAAAUAUGCAGGUGGUCAAAUUGAUUGGAGAGGAAAAUUCGAUGGCACUCUUCCACCAACACCACCAAGAGAACAGCUGCUGGACAGGUACUGGUCCCAUGUGGUGAACUGCAGCAGUUGCAAUGCUGCACACAAGAGUCUCAAUGCACUUGAGGUGAUACUGCAGGUCAUCUCCAUUGUCUCAAUUGGGAUUGUUGCUGCCACCAAGCAAAAUAUGAUGUCAGCGGCCGUGAGAACUACCGUGGUCUCACUGGCAGUAGUUUGCUUUGCAGCUUCAAAAUGGUUGGCUCAUUUCAUCUACAAAAUUUUUCAUUAUCAUGACUAUAACCACGCUCUUCGCUGAAAUCAGUUUCUAACCACUGAUUAAAGAAUGUAAAUAACAUUUAUGAUUUAUCUCCCAUGUUUGCACAUUUAAGAUCAAUGUAACUUA
Molecule: messenger RNA, 1771 nt
Organism: Pistacia vera
Lineage: Eukaryota; Viridiplantae; Streptophyta; Magnoliopsida; Sapindales; Anacardiaceae
Product: protochlorophyllide-dependent translocon component 52, chloroplastic-like
Exons: 7
Coding region: 95-1684 (529 amino acids)
Molecular function (GO): 2 iron, 2 sulfur cluster binding; chlorophyllide a oxygenase activity
Source: RefSeq, a predicted model, not a curated record